Xenia sp. Carnegie-2017 is the source of this 1271-nucleotide messenger RNA. Its product is annotated as malate dehydrogenase, mitochondrial-like. NCBI's taxonomy places the organism in Eukaryota, Metazoa, Cnidaria, Anthozoa, Malacalcyonacea, Xeniidae. Gene Ontology annotation, cellular component: mitochondrion; cytoplasm. Gene Ontology annotation, biological process: tricarboxylic acid cycle; malate metabolic process. The transcript is spliced from 11 exons. Gene Ontology annotation, molecular function: L-malate dehydrogenase (NAD+) activity. Bases 66 to 1097 code for a protein of 343 amino acids. The record is from RefSeq and is a predicted model, not a curated record.
AUUGUGAACGAUUUUCCGCCAUCUUUAAGAAUUUUUGUAGUUUCGAAAUUUUCUUUGCAGAAUACAUGAUGUUUCGUGGUUCGCAGAUAUGUUUGUUCGCUUUUCGCAGCGCAAAGCAAACGACAAGAAAGCUAUCUUUGUCAAACCAAAAUAACACUAAAGUUGCUGUUUUGGGAGCUGCGGGUGGUAUUGGGCAACCACUGUCAUUGCUCCUUAAAAUGUCACCUUUGAUUGAUCAACUUUCCUUGUAUGACAUUGUCAAUACUCCAGGUGUUGCUGCUGACCUUAGUCAUAUUGAAUCAAAGGCUCAUGUCACUCACCAUCAAGGCACUGAACAAAUAAAGGAAGCUUUAAAGGAUUGUGAUAUAGUCAGCAUUCCAGCUGGUCUACCAAGAAAACCUGGUAUGACACGAGAUGAUCUCUUUAACACUAAUGCCAACAUAGUUAAAACGCUUGCUGAAGCCUGUGCCAAAUAUUGUCCUAAUGCAAUCCUUACUAUCAUUUCUAAUCCUGUGAAUUCAACAUUGCCAAUUGCAUCGGAAGUGUUCAAGGCUGCUGGAGUGUAUGAUCCAAACAGAUUAUUUGGUGUAACAACAUUGGACAUAGUUCGAGCCAACACGUUUGUUGCAGAGUUAAAAGACCUUGAUAUAAGCAAAGUGAAAGUUCCUGUUGUUGGAGGACACUCCGGUAUCACUAUAUUACCUCUCUUAUCCCAAACGCAACCCAAAACAUCCUUCACUCAGACGGAGAUUGAACAAUUAACUGACAGAAUUCAGAAUGCAGGAACGGAGGUUGUGAAUGCCAAGGCUGGAGCGGGUUCUGCAACACUGUCUAUGGCUUAUGCUGGAGCAAGAUUUGUGUUUUCAAUGCUGAAGGCUUUACGUGGUGACUCUGGUAUCGUUGAAUGUGGUUUUGUAUCAUCUGAUGUUACUGAAGCCAAAUACUUUUCAACGCCUUUAGAAUUGGGGACGAAUGGUUUGGUAAAAAAUCUUGGUCUUGGCGACCUUUCUGACUACGAACAGCAAAAACUUUCCGAGUUGAUGCCAGAGCUUCAGAAAAACAUAAAAAAGGGAGAAGAUUUUGUGGCGAACAAUUAAAACCAUCCUCGAGUAUGCAGAUUAUUUUUCAACCUUCUAAUCUUUGUGUUUAGCAGUCAAAUCAUUCGACUGUUUCAUAUGACAAACUGAAAAUAUUCAUUUGCAUGACCAAGAAUGGCUUUGUUGCCAUAUAUAUAUCGUUAAAUUUUAAAGAAAAUUUAUACUAAUGUGUAA